This is a messenger RNA of Caenorhabditis bovis, 540 nucleotides long. Lineage: Eukaryota; Metazoa; Nematoda; Chromadorea; Rhabditida; Rhabditidae. The record is from the annotation of a GenBank genome assembly.
AUGCUCAAAUUUUUACUAUUAUUUUUGGCGAUAUCGAUUCUAGCCGUCAAUGCCGGCGGUGUGGACAUCUCAAAAUGCUCAACGGCCGAUUUGAUGCUCACUUCAAUUUGCAAGCCGAAAAUGGAAAAACUGACGGCUGAGAUUAAAAAGCAUCCGUCAGGAAGCGGUCUUCCAGACCCAGAAACGCUCCAAAGAAUGAAGGAAUACUGCGAUGAAACCAACGCAUGCGUCAGCAAAGCAGAGUGUCCGGCAAUUCGUCAAAAACUCGGAGCAUUUUCAAAGACAUGCGAACGAAUUGCAUCUCUCGGAUCACCUGUGGCUCAAUGUUCCGCCAAGCUGAAGAAGGAUCCUUCGGUUCCAGACUGCGUCAAAUGGUACUUCAUGGACAAGGGACAAAUUACCACUUCGCAGAAAUGUGAACAAUUCAAAAAACAACGGUCAUGUAUUCUUGCGGAGAUGAAGAAGAGAUGCUCGGGUGAUAUCGAAGGAGACUUCAACAAAAGCGGAGGACUAAUUUCCCAAAAUUCGGGAUGCGCUUAA